Messenger RNA from Phacochoerus africanus (Common warthog), 5611 nucleotides. It is a transcript of the gene CPM, whose product is annotated as carboxypeptidase M. The transcript has 9 exons. NCBI's taxonomy places the organism in Eukaryota, Metazoa, Chordata, Mammalia, Artiodactyla, Suidae. Gene Ontology annotation, cellular component: cell surface. Gene Ontology annotation, molecular function: metallocarboxypeptidase activity; zinc ion binding. The coding region runs from base 69 to 1400 and encodes 443 amino acids. The record is from RefSeq and is a predicted model, not a curated record. Gene Ontology annotation, biological process: proteolysis.
CCGGGAUAUAAUAUCCAGCCCGGUUGGGCAGUUGCGGCCGGGCGACGGUGCGCGCCUGAGCGGGGAACAUGGACUGCGCCAGCCUCUGGCUAGGGCUGCUGCUGCCCGUGGUAGCUGCGCUGGACUUCAGGUACCACCACCAGCAAGAGAUGGAAGCAUUUUUGAAGAAGGUUGCCCAAGACUACAGUUCUAUCACUCACUUACACAGUAUCGGGAAAUCUGUAGAAGGCAGAAACCUGUGGGUUCUCGUCGUGGGGCACUCUCCAAAGGAACACAGAAUUGGGAUUCCAGAAUUCAAAUACGUGGCGAAUAUGCAUGGAGAUGAGUCUGUAGGGCGGGAACUGCUGCUCCAUUUCAUUGAAUAUCUUGUAACCAGUAAUGGAAGAGACCCUGAAGUCACAAAUCUAAUCAACAACACCCGGAUACACAUCAUGCCGUCAAUGAACCCAGAUGGAUUCGAAGCUGUUCUAAACCCUGACUGUUUUUACAAUAAGGGAAGGGAAAAUAGUAACUCCUAUGACCUGAAUAGAAAUUUCCCCGAUGCCUUUGAAUUCAACAACGUAUCGAGGCAGCCUGAAACGGUGGCAGUCAUGAAGUGGCUGAACACAGAGACAUUUGUCCUCUCUGCCAACCUCCACGGUGGUGCCCUGGUGGCCAGUUACCCAUUUGAUAAUGGUGUUCCAGCAACUGGGACGUUAUACUCCCGGAGCUUAACCCCUGAUGAUGAUGUGUUUCAAUAUCUUGCACAUACCUACGCUUCAAAAAAUCCUGACAUGAAGAAAAGAAAGCCGUGUAAAACUAAAAUAGAUUCUCCUAGUGGGAUUGUAAAUGGAUACUUUUGGUAUCCCCUCAAAGGUGGAAUGCAAGAUUACAACUACAUCUGGGCCCAGUGUUUUGAAAUUACAUUGGAGCUGUCGUGCUGUAAAUAUCCUCGAGAGGAGAAGCUUCCAGGCUUCUGGAACGAUAACAAAGACUCACUGCUCGAAUACAUGAAACAAGUGCACAUAGGUGUAAAGGGUCAAGUGUUUGAUCAGAAUGAGACUCCCUUACCCAAUGUAAUUGUAGAAGUCCAAGACAGAAAACAUAUUUGCCCUUACAGAACCAACAAAUUUGGAGAGUAUUACCUCCUUCUCUUGCCUGGGUCCUAUGUAAUAGAGGUUACCGUCCCUGGACACAACCCACAUCUCACAAAGGUGACUAUUCCCCCCAAAUCCCAGAACUUCAGUGCUCUUAAAAAGGAUAUUUUACUUCCAUUCAGAGGGCAAUUGGAUCAUAUCCCAGAAUCAAAUCCUUUAUGUCCUAUGAUUCCUCUUUACAGAGAUUUGCAAGGCCACUCAGUUGCAACAAAGCCCAGUCUGUUCUUAUUUUUAGUGACUCUUUUUCACAUAUUGUUCAAAUAAAACAAAAUGUGAAACUCAACCCCCAUCACCACCUGGAAUCAGGGAUUACUCAAGCCAGGUUGCUGCAACUCUUACUCCCUCUGUGGGACACCUCGACUGGUUAAAUGCCACAGUCCUUCCCUAAGAAGAGAAAUGGUUGUUUCUAAAACCUGCAACAAGCCACGUAUGGUGAUAAUGGAAGGAAUGAUUUAGUCUUGAUGGAAGACAUCUACCCAUCAAAUACCACCCACUUACACUUAAUCUUGAAGUAUUCUUAGAAAUUUGUGAGAAGUUAAACUUGAGAAGCAAAAAAGAAGUUCCUGCAAGAAAAAAAAAAAAAAAGAAGGAACAAGGAACUAAUUUUGUAUACAGAGAGCCAAAUGAAUAUAAGCAAUGAAGAUGAACAUUUACUGAUCACCUACUACAUACAAGACCUUGUCAUGUGUGCUACAUGUGACAAGAUGGUGCCAUAUAUAAUUUUCAGUGCAAGGACAAGUGAUGAUAGGACUGGGAAUAUUAAGGUUUGCCAAUGUUUUAAGAAAAUAUAAGAAAAAAACAGGCAACCAUAUCUCAGUGGUCCAAGAAUAUAUGGAUCUGAUGGGAUGAUAAAUUUGUCUACAGAGCCCCCAAAUAAUAGAUCAAUUAAGUUAGGGUCCCUGCCUUUCUGCAACUGGUGACACAGUCUUUGGUUAUGUCAACGACCUCCAAAUGCCUGAGCUCCAGACUCAGGUCUGACUCUCCACUGGAUGUAUCUAUGUGGACGUGACCCAUUGAUGCCUCAAACUCAACAUGUUGAAAACUGAACAUACUUUUCUCCCCAGAGUUGCUCUUCCUCCUGCAUUCUCUUUCUCAUACUGAGAGCACCAAACUAGAAGCCCGGGAGUCACCCGUGAUAACUCCACCUCCUCCUCCUCCUCCAUUCCAUGUCUUCACUCACUAUAGACUGAUGGUAUUUGUGCAUGUUGAUUGAUUCUGCCCUCUCGCGUGGCUACUAACAUUGCCAGGUUUGGGCCAUCAUAGCUCACCUGCACCACAGCCAACAGCCUUACUGGUCUUUUGCUCCCAGCCUCCUUCUCUUCAAAUCCCACCUCCACACAGCUCUGGGGAAAAGGACCUAUUUAAAACAAAAAUCAACAAUCAACUCUUUGUAGUUCCUACACACAUAACAUGCUGUGUUCCUCUGUGUAAGAAAUGCCAUCCUGGAGUUCCCCUUGUCGCUCCACGGUUAAUGAACCUGACUAGCAUCCAUGAGGACAUGGGUUCGAUCCCUGGCCUCACUCAGUGGGUUAAAGAUCCAGCAUUGCCAUGAGCUGUGGUGUAGGUUGCAGACAUAGCUCGGAUCCUGAGUUUCUGUGGCUGUGAUGUAGUCCGGUGGCUACAGCUCCAAUUGGACCCCUAGCCUGGAAACUUCCAUAUGCCAUGGGUGUGGCCCUAAAAAGACAAAAAAAAAAAGAAAAAGAAAAAGAAAAAAAAGAAAUGCCAUCCUGACCCACUACCUUUUCUUUCCCACUCCUCCUUUUAAAAUUCAGUUCAGGUAUCAACUCCCCUAGGAAACGUUUGCUGACCACUGUCCCAUUCCACUCAGUUUCACCCCCUCCUGGUCAGUCUGGGGGCCCUGCCUCUCUGUUCCCCAAAUUAAACAGGGACCCUCUGUUUUGGCAUUUAUAACACUGUAUUAUGAUUGUCUGCUUCCAUGUGUGAGUUCCUCUGGUAGAGUGUGAGGUCUCUGAAACCAAGGUCUAUUUAAUUUAUUUGAAAAACUUACUAUCCUCAGUUCCUAGCACAUGGUGAGACCUGAACAAAUGAAUAAAGAUAUCCAGAAACCUGCUACUCUUAAAACAUUAUGUGUAAAACUUGGUGAGGGGUGAGAGGGUAUCAAACAGAAAAAAAAUAGCAACACUGGUAAGCAAAUUUCUGAAUGCUAUGUAUUACUCAUGGAAAGUGAGUUGCCUUGGCUCUUUAAAUUGAAAGUUCUGUAGCAUCUGGAAAAACGAUAGUGGGUUUGGUACAUGCUUGGUGAUACAUGGGCAUUUAGGAGCUACUCCUGUGCCAGGUUUAUUCUGCAUGCACAAAAUCAUACAUGUUAAUAUAAGCAAAAUGUAUAGCCUUCUUUUAAAUCUGGUAAUAACCUGAGUAUCUUGAUCAUUUUUAUUUAAAUAAGCAAUAAUUAUAUGGUUGAAAGUAUAAAUAUGUUACAGAAAAUUAUUUUGGUAUAUCAGAUAAAAGUGUAUAAAACUCAACUUACCAUCAAGUGCUAAACAAUUUUCAAUCAGACAUUCUAACUUUUCCUUUUCUAAGACAGUGAAUUUUGAAGAGAGGCACACGAACCAAAAUUUGAUUUGGUUCCUCAUAAGCCUUCAUGUAAAUUUCUUAAGGAAAUAGUUUUAAAAUCAGAAUUUUUUAUCAGAAUCAAGCUUAAAACCAUUUAGUGACAAGCAAAACAAUUUAAUUUCCAAUCUGAAUGUAAACCAAACAUGAAUUUAGUUCAGAGCAGGUUUGGGGUACUUAUUUUGCAGCUACAAUUCUGUGCUUAAAAGGGAAGUUUGUCUCAAGGAUUUGGUCUGGUGGAAUCCAGUCAUGCCCUCCACUCAUCACGUGACGUGUUCAAGAGGAGAAAUGACCAUGGCAUUCUGACGACAGGGGGACCAGGUCCCCAGAUCUCCCUGCGUAACACCUUUCCUACUGUGGUCCACCCUCUUAGGCUGGUGAUUAUGCUCCUUAGGUUCUAAGUUCAGGUAUAACUCCUUUUACGGAGACACUAACAUGGCAAAGGUUUUCGAAAGAGGAGAAAAGAUAGCAUGUGCAAUAAAAUGAUCAUGAGACGGCAAGAGCCCUGUGAGCCAAGCCACCCUGUGUUCAGUUUCCUUACCUGUGAAAUGAAGGUCUCUGCUUGACUGUGAUGCUGUGACUGUCACUAGCAGUGGAGUAAGAUGCCACACUCUGGUGCCUGUUUUGGGUACCUGAGCAGGUGGAGGGAAGAUUAUUAACACUCAAGGGACACACAUAUUUUGACAGCAGUAUAAUAUAACUUAUUAGAGACCAGUAAGCAGAAUUGGCUGAAAAACUAAAAUACUGGCUAGCUGGAAUGCUCAUUUAAUGAUAUUUAAGGAAACAUUCAUGAAAUAACACUGCUUUCUCUCAUGUACCUCCUCACAUUAUAAUAAGUGUGAACAUAAAUGAAUUUAAAUGGUGGGGAGUAUUUUAGAGAAAUGUCAAGGCCCUGCAGAUAAGUGUCAGUGUUGAUUUUGGUGCUUAAUUUACCACAGACUUGAGCUGUUGGAUGUAUCACAAAUGUUAAAGAGCCUCUUCUCAAUAUUUCUUAAAGCCUAAGAAAUCAGCAUUUUUGUUCCAGAAGCAAAUUUGCAUUUGUAGUUUCUUUAAAUGUAUGAAAGAGGCUAGCUCUCCCUUUAGAAAGUAAAAAUAUCUCGCACUGGAUUAGAAAUAUCUUUUCUGGGGAGUUCCCAUUGUGGCACAGCAGAAACAAAUCUGACUAGAGACCAUGAGAUUGCAGGUUAGAUCCCUGGCCUCGCUCAGUGGGUUAAGGAUCCGGCAUUGCCAUGAACUGUGGUGUAGGUCGCAGACACGGCUCGAAUCUGGCGUUGCUGUGGCUGUGGUGUAGGCCAGCAGCUGUAGCUCCGAUUAGACCCCUAGCCUGGCAACCUCCAUAUGCUACUGGUGCGGCCCUGAAAAGACAAAAGACAAAAAAAAGAAAAAUCUUUUCUUAGGGAAUCUAGAAAAACGAGCGUCGCAUAUUAUCUUAUUGUAAUGGGGAAGUUGCUUUUUGAGAAACAUGUUCAUAUUCUACACAGUGAUAAUCCAGUCGCCUAUUUUAUGACAUUUAGCUUGGCAGGAGGCAGGGGAAGGAUGAUGUGGUUAAAGAGAAAAAGUUCACAGCACCUAAAGUAGAAAUUCGGGGAAAGUCUAACCUCAUUGUAAACCUUACAUUGUAUCACUGAUAAACAGAUACUGUACUGUAUUGCUCACGAACCACCUUAUCAUACUUUGGAGUAUGAACUAUUCACCAGCCUUUUAUAGAUGUUGCAUAAACUGAUUUUACAAGUUUUCUCAGUGACUUUCUUUUGUACUAUGAGAACUUAAAAUGCCUAAAGUGUCUAAGACUAUAAAGUUUUUGUGGGGGGUAGAGGCCAUGACUACCUCUGAAUUCAGUCAUUCAGUAAAAUCAGAAUAUUUCUGAUUCUCAAUAAAGAAUUAAUAUUCAUAUAAACAGUGAA